Molecule: messenger RNA, 168 nt
Organism: Dichomitus squalens LYAD-421 SS1
Lineage: Eukaryota; Fungi; Basidiomycota; Agaricomycetes; Polyporales; Polyporaceae
Exons: 2
Coding region: 1-168 (55 amino acids)
Source: RefSeq, a predicted model, not a curated record
AUGGGACCCCGCCCGCAAUCCAGACGGGCAUGCCUCCGCCACGAGGGCAACCAUUUUCUACAGACCGCGUUAAUGGUGAUGAAACAAGGGAAGAAGGAGAAACUGAAAGAGGGAGAACACGUGUUCGCAGCCUGCAUACCACCGAGAGGCGAGCGCGCAACAACCUGA